This is a messenger RNA of Thalassophryne amazonica, 1559 nucleotides long. It is a transcript of the gene rab9a, whose product is annotated as RAB9A, member RAS oncogene family. The record is from RefSeq and is a predicted model, not a curated record. Gene Ontology annotation, cellular component: lysosome; late endosome; phagocytic vesicle. Lineage: Eukaryota; Metazoa; Chordata; Actinopteri; Batrachoidiformes; Batrachoididae. Bases 290 to 898 code for a protein of 202 amino acids. Gene Ontology annotation, molecular function: GTPase activity; GTP binding. The transcript has 3 exons. Gene Ontology annotation, biological process: Rab protein signal transduction; retrograde transport, endosome to Golgi.
CCCGUCCAGUUAGCUUGUUAGCAACUAGCUUGACCAGGAAAUGACGCGGAGCUGCCAAACAUUAAGCUGUUUUUUGUUGUUGUGAUUUGAGUUCAUUCUCGUCUGUGCAGUGGCUUACUGGUACACGUAGUAAGCUGGGUGAACGUUGAGCUCCAUGGCUGCUCAGAUCAACACGAAGCUAACGAGCAUGUGACCAGAAGACAUUGUCUACAGCACAUGAUCUGGACCAGGAGACCAAAAUCAACGACGGGUCAUUCAUUACAAAGUGGACCAUUCGGCGUGAAAAGCCAUGGCUACAAAAACAUCUCUGCUAAAAGUCAUUCUACUGGGCGACGGUGGCGUCGGGAAGAGCUCCCUCAUGAAUCGUUACGUCACCAACAAAUUUGACGCGCACCUUUUCCACACCAUCGGGGUGGAAUUCCUGAACAAAGACCUCGAAGUGGACGGCCACCAGGUUACGCUACAGAUCUGGGAUACUGCUGGCCAGGAGCGCUUCCGCAGCCUGAGGACUCCUUUCUACCGUGGCUCUGAUUGUUGCCUGCUCACCUUCAGCAUCGAUGACAGCCAGAGCUUCAUCAACUUGAACAACUGGAAGAAGGAGUUCAUCUACUAUGCCGACGUGAAGGAGCCAGAAACAUUCCCGUUCGUUGUCCUGGGGAACAAGCUGGAUGUGCCGGAGAGGCAGGUGACUCACGAGGAGGCUAAGCAGUGGUGCCACGAGAAUGGCGACUACCCUUACUUCGAGACCAGUGCUAAAGAUUCCACAAAUGUGAUGGUGGCCUUUGAGGAGGCCGUGCGCAGAGUGUUGGCGGUGGACGAGAGAACGGACCACCUCAUUCCCACAGACACGGUCAAGCUCCACAGGAAGCCUCGCUCUGCUGCCACUUGUUGCUCAUAGUAUCGAGGGGUUGUCGCACUAAUUUGCCGUCAUGGCAGAGUGAUGAAGUUGUGGGCACACAUGCUGUAAUAGCUUAUUUAAGGAAAACAUGUUCCUGGCUUUCUGGGUUUGUCCUACUGAAGGAUCAGUCGUACUAAAAUUUAGACUUCUUCCUAUUUAAAGAGAAAAUAAACACUAAUCCCAGUCUAAUUAUGUGGAAUAAUUAAUAGUUCAGAGAUGAAACAUCAGAAGACUUUAAAUUUAGUGUGAUCCCAAGAGAUGUUAUAAAUGUACCAGUAAAUUGACAUUAUUGCAAGGUCUCUCCCCCCCCCCCCCCCCCCCCCCCCCCCCACACACACAAAAAUGUUUUCACAGUUAAUCCCGCCCUUCUUUAAAUUUUAGAGGUGUACUAAAUAGAGUGAGGUUGGUUGUCUUAGGGUUUCUAAACUAUAUUCCUAAAUGCAAUGAAGGGUAAACUUGUACAUUUAGAGAAUGAUACCUGGAUAGAGUUUGUACAGAUGAACUUUAAUUCUGAGAAUUGUGUUGAACUAUUUAAUGUAACUAACAAAAUUGACACUUUUCAUCAGACCUUGAGGUCUUGUAUUUGUUCUGCAUUGUUGGAGUUUGACUGGAAGCACAGGGAUGCAAUCCCAAACAUAAAUAUUAAAGGUAAUGUGCAUGG